Eimeria tenella is the source of this 2052-nucleotide messenger RNA. RefSeq lists its product as uncharacterized. The record is from RefSeq and is a predicted model, not a curated record. Gene Ontology annotation, cellular component: nucleus. Lineage: Eukaryota; Apicomplexa; Conoidasida; Eucoccidiorida; Eimeriidae. Gene Ontology annotation, biological process: regulation of transcription by RNA polymerase II. Gene Ontology annotation, molecular function: transcription cis-regulatory region binding. Bases 1 to 2052 code for a protein of 683 amino acids. The transcript has 12 exons.
AUGCCGCAUUCCAUUUUAAUUAACUCGGGACCCCCCAGGUCCCCGCGGGUGCACGUUUCCUUCGCGGAACCCGAGGCUCCCGCGAACCAGAUCUACUUGAAGACCCAGCCAGACGGCGGAGUCAUUUUCUAUAUGGCUUCUUCUUUAGACCGCCCGCUGCAGCAGGUCUUCGACUUCUACGCCUACAACGGAUUCAUGACGGAGUCCCACUUCAUCAAGAUGUGCCUCGAAAACAAACUGUUUCCAGUUCAUAAAGACCCAGACCCUCUGCAGCACAUUUUCAAGUCCGUGGCGAAGGGCGAGCGGUGUCUGGAGUACGACUCGUUUCUGCAGGUGAUACACCUGAUGGCGCGCCUCAAGUUCCGCAAAGCUAACUUGCCCGAACAAGACGCAGUGAACGCGUUAGUGGCGCAUUUGCUGCAGACGGCGCCGCGGCGGGACCGGCGGCACAAGCUUGUACACUGCGGCAUUCAGGUCAACCCCGAGUGCGCAGAGAAGGAGUGCAACGCAGUUGUCGAAGUCAAAGAUGCUGCAGCAGACUGCGAGCCGCUGCUGCAGGACCAGCAGGUGCAGCAGCAGCAGCAGACGCAGGAAGCAGCAACAGAAGCAGCGCCGGAGACCCGAGAGGUCGGCGAACAAGUCCACAUCGAAAGCCUCCACGUCGCCGUCCAAGUCAACCUGGACAAGGAGGAGGCGGAAGCGCAGCGGCGGCUGCGGGAGGAAGAAGAAAGGGCGGAAAGAGAAGAAGCAGAAAGGCGAAGGAAAGAAGAAGAGGAAGCAGCAGCAGCAGCAGCAAAACUGACUCCUCCUAAAACCUUCUCCGACGCAGAAACGCAAACAUCUUUCUCCGGAGAAAGUCCCCUCGACGAAAUCGACACUCAAGAGCCCCCCGCAGUCCUGACGGCUCUCAGAGGCGAACAAGACAGCUUGCUUUACAGGGCGUUUUGCCUCUACAGCGAAUUCGUUCCAAGCAGCUGCGAAAACCUCCUCCCCGAGGCGCACUGCGCCCGCCUCUUCCGCGACGGAGGCCUCAUGGCCGUCCCCCGCCACUCCGCCCUCCGCGGCCUCCCGCCCCCCCUCGCGCGCCACUACUUCCAGCAAAUCUUGGCGCGGCGAAAGAAGAAGCAAGAAAAAGAAGACAGUCCAAAUCACGCUGAGGCCCCCCCGAGCCCUUCAGCGCAGCCCACAGCUGCGCCCCACGACCCAGGGCCAAUGCUCAACUACCGCGAAUUCAAGGCACUGGUGUUCUUGGCGAGCCAGUGGAUUUGCGAAACCGAAAACUCUUAUUGGUCCUUUGUUCGAGUUGUGCGGGAUACACUGCUCCCCGGCCUGUUCCGUUCGGAUCCGUGGCAGCAGCAAAACUCUGCAGAGCUGAAGAGGAAAGGUGGGGUUGCUGCUGCUGCUGCUGCUGCUGCUGCAGGGCCUGACUCAGCAGGAGGAUCGGAUGCAGAAACAACAGGGGACAGCAGCACGAGCUACAGCAGCAGCGGCAGCACCGGCGACAGCAUGUCCAGCAGGAGCAGCAGCAGCAGCAGCAGCAGCAGCAGCGCACGGCGCCGCAGCAGCAACAGAGCCAACCGCAGCCCUGCAGCCAAAGCUCGUGCUGCUGCUCGCAGCAGCAGCAGCAGCAGACAGAUGACCUUCGGCGGCUACGAUGAUGAGCAGCCGAUCGAGACGGCAAAUGUCUACUACGAAGACUCCGAGCUGGACACGGCUCGUUCAGACAGCAGCAACAGCAGCAACAGCAGCAGCAGCAGCAGCAGCAGCAGCUACUACUCUGCAGCAGCUGAAGCAGCAGCACAACGCCCCCCACAAAGCCGCCUCUCUCCUCCCUACAUGGCCCCAGACUUUGCAGACAGGGCCGCCAUCCGCAGCUACUUGAGCCCCCCCCACCCUGCUGCUGCAGCAGCAGCAGCAGCAGCAGCUGCUGCUGCUGCUGCGGCUGCUCCCGACCGCAGCAGAAGAGGGUCGGGGACCUCAGUAGUCUCUUUUGCUGAUUUAAAUCCCCGCAGCGCUGCUGCUGCUGCAGCAAAAGCGCCAAAAUUCGCCUGA